Molecule: messenger RNA, 3325 nt
Organism: Megalobrama amblycephala (Wuchang bream)
Lineage: Eukaryota; Metazoa; Chordata; Actinopteri; Cypriniformes; Xenocyprididae
Gene: cdhr5a
Product: cadherin-related family member 5a
Exons: 14
Coding region: 863-2971 (702 amino acids)
Biological process (GO): adherens junction organization; cell morphogenesis; calcium-dependent cell-cell adhesion
Cellular component (GO): adherens junction; catenin complex; membrane
Molecular function (GO): cadherin binding; calcium ion binding
Source: RefSeq, a predicted model, not a curated record
AAAAUCUUGACCCCCUCAAUGAAAGUCUAUGGGACUUUUUGUAGUUUUGAUCGUCAGAUUAACGAAAAUCGUAAGUCAGAUCAGAUAGAAAUGAUGCAGGUCUGAAGAUCUGACCCGAGUUUGGUGGUUGUAGCUUGAAAGCCCUUCAAGGAGAUGCUGUUAAAAAUGUAGUCUCAGAAGAAGAAGAAUAAGCUUGAAUAGUAGAUCAGUAUGUUGGCUUUGCCAAGCCAACAUAAUAAGUAGCUGUGUCUAAACUUUUGGUUGGUAUCUAUGAAACUAAAGCACUGAUCAAGGAUUCCUAGUGUCAAUUUAAUUAAUUCUUAUUUUUAUUUAAAUUUUAGGUUACACUUUAUUUCGACGGUCCACUUGAGACACUCUACUAACUACCAGUAACUUUGCAUCUACAUGUCAACUAACUCUUAAUAGGCUGUUCACACAGAACAUGUUUUUCCAUUACACUGCCCUACUUUCCCAUUGUUUCUCACCACAUUUAUUCUGUAAUUUAACAGAUAGCACUCAUUUUUAUGCAUCAUUCAGUUUUCACUUUAUGGUCAUCAGGCUAGACUCACAAAUGCUUCACAUCAUCAGAUUUCACACAGCCUCUCAUCCUGCAGUGAAAUACUUGGACUAAUACAAAAUGACCCCUGAAAAACAGAUGCAAGUAUUUGGGUGGGAGGGAGCAGUCGACUGCUGGCAAGCUCUUUAGGCAAUAUAUGACCGUAAGAUGAAGUCACAAACAUUGCGACUGGAGUCGACUCCCACUCAUCGGGCAGCACAGUCAAUGCUUUAUGUGAAGAAGUACCAGCUGGUGCCACGGUCUCAUAGUCCUCCAUACUUAUUUGUGUGCAUCAGAAACUAGGAAAUGGACACGCAAUUUAAGCGUAAAUCAACAACUACCAUCUUUGGCUGUGUUUUUGCAUUAUUCCUUCCCAAAAUCUGCUUUGCUGAGAAAAUUUGUACAGUCCCCUCAGAGCCUGUGACGAUUAAAGAGAACAACACCGUUGACACAGUCGUUGUCCAUAUUAACACAACAACAAAAGAUGUAACGCUGAAUCUCACAGAGAAUCCCGGAAACGCAUUUGAACUGAGAGGUUCAGAACUGAUAGCAAAGAAAGGCCUGGACUUUGAAACACUUUCAGGUCCUGAAGAGCUAACUGUCCAGGUCCGAUGUAAUAAAACUGGCUACAGAAGUAUCACUCUGAUUGUGGUUGUUCGUGUUGAGAAUAUCAAUGACAACCCUCCGUUGUUUGUCCAGAGCGAGUAUACACUUAACGUAAACGAGCUUACACCAGUUAAUACCAGCAUUGGCCUGAUUGAAGCAAUCGAUGAUGAUUCUGAGGUUCUGUAUUACUCUAUGGAACCAACUGUGAACAGAUACUUCAGACUUGAAACCAUGUAUACGCCAAACAUCCUUGUGAACAAGGUUUUAGAUUACGAUGUCGUCCAACAGGUGAAACUGAUCUUGUAUGCGCAGGACACUCCACUGCCGUCACAACCGGAGGAGCGCUCCUUCACAGCUACAGCAACCAUCACCGUCAAUAUUAAAGACAUCGAUAACCGUCCACCGUGGUUUCAACCAUGUACAAGAGUAACCAUUGGCAAUGCCAAAAUCUGCCUGAGCCUGGGCUACAAGGGCAGGGUGAACUUAACAGAGAAGCAGGACGGAGCCUUGCAGUUGCAGCCAGGUCCGGUGUAUGCCAGGGAUGGAGAUAAAAGCAGAAAUGAAGAGAUAAGCUAUAAAAUUGUUCGAGGAAAUGAAGACAACAUAUUUCAGAUCGAUGAGAACUCUGGAAACAUAUCCAUGCUGAAACCAGCAGAUAUAGCGGGUCCAAUAUCCCUCUUAGUGUUGGCUUCCCAGGUAUUAAACCGAGAUCAGUUUGCCACCACGUCAGUCACCAUUGAUGUAAUGAAAAAGAGCAGAAAUCCUCCGCGGUUCGAGAAAGAACGAUAUGAAGGGUACGUUUACAGUAAUUCAGGGCCUGAAAACAUGGUGCUACGGGACAGGACGUCCAACAGACCCUUCAGAGUCAGAGCGAGGGAUGAAGAUUUCGCAAGUGGAAUCAAUCCUGACAUAAGAUAUGAAGUGCAGUACAGCAGCUAUGUCAAUAUCACAACAGAUGGGUUUAUACUUCUGAAGAAAGCAGUUCGGACUGAUUCCUUUGCUUUGCAGCUCCGGGCGGUGGACGUGUCCACUGGUGAGUCAGGGACAGCUGCUCUCUCUGUGAUCGUAUUGCCAUCCGUGGGGGUCCAGUCGACCGACGAGGGCUACCGCGCAGGAGACAUGGCUCUGCUGGGCUUCGUAAUGGCCGCUUUACUGGUGCUCUGCCUCAUUGUGAUCGGCUAUCUGAUAUCCCGCGUCAAGAAGGGGAAUCAAGACGCGUUCAAGUUGUCAGAGUGUUUAGGGUCAUGCUUGAAGUUUACUCAGCCCCCUAACAGGCCAAGACCGAGAGAUAGCAUGCAGUUCACCAAUGAUGGUUUCUUGAAUGAAGGGGACACAGGGAGAUCCAGGUCCAGGCGAGCCGAACUGAGAGACAGGAGACUGGACGCGGUUCAAGCAGCGAGGGUGCGAGUGAUUCCUCGCGAGAGACCGAGGCACUGCAGCUCCUGUGGGCUCCAGACGCAUCCCAACCAUUCGCACCACAGUCCCGCCGUCCAAACCAAAGGGAAGGCCAGCAAGCACAGAGUAAAGUCCAUUCUGGCUAAAGAGAGGAGGAAGGAUGACGGACACAAGAGCGUGUGGUUCAAGGAGAGCGAGGAUUCGUCAGAUAUCGAGGUGGAGAUCAUCCCUGACACUAUAGGGCUGAAGCCUGAAGAGGACGUGGAGAGAGUCGACGGGGAGUUCGCUUCCCCUCCACCGGAAGACAGUGACAUGGAGCUGGGAGACUUGACAAUGUUGAAUAUACAGGACUUGAGUAGCAGGGAAAUUUCUGACAGCAGAGAUGGACUGAAUACAGACAGAAGAGAUCCGUGAGGAGCUCAUCAGAGACUGGAUUCAUUUUUUUCUUUCAGUUCGGCUGCGAUAAUGUCUUUGUAAAAAAUAAAACCCGGUUUAGCCUUGACUAAUGACAAAAUACUGACACAUUUAGUGACCGAUAUUUGUGAACCAUGAGCGUUAUGAUGUGCAUUUUUACAUUGUGUGAUUAUGCGUGCUAAACUAAAAUGCAAACGCGUGUUAAUAUGUCGAUAAUUCAAGAAAACAACACUUUAAUGUUGACUUGCUGCUCUAUUUAAUGUCAGCUGUGUUUGUGAAUAAUACAUUGUGGAAUACAGUGUUUUGUAUAAUUAUGUAAAUUAUUUCGUUAUUAUGGGGGGGGGGGGGGGUGCA